Zingiber officinale is the source of this 2683-nucleotide messenger RNA. RefSeq lists its product as uncharacterized. Gene Ontology annotation, biological process: protein import into nucleus. The transcript has 2 exons. Gene Ontology annotation, cellular component: nucleus; cytoplasm. Bases 75 to 1034 code for a protein of 319 amino acids. The record is from RefSeq and is a predicted model, not a curated record. Gene Ontology annotation, molecular function: nuclear import signal receptor activity. NCBI's taxonomy places the organism in Eukaryota, Viridiplantae, Streptophyta, Magnoliopsida, Zingiberales, Zingiberaceae.
AGGCAGCGACAGCGUGAAAGAGGAACGGGAGAAGAUCAGGCCAGGUGGAGUCCGGGAGGAGGUAGAGGGCGGAGAUGGUGUCGGAACGGGAGAAGAUUGCCUUGAUUCUUGAAUCGGCAGAGCUCGGCCCCUUCGAGUCUUUGAUCGGUCAGUUGACGUCCGCGGCGAACGAGCAGCGCUCCCAUGCUGAGUCGCUCUUUAUCCUCGGUUGCGAUCUCCACCCAGACGCCCUAGCCCUAAAGCUCGUUGCCGUCCUCGACGCCUCCCCUGCCCUUGACUUCCGCGCCAUGUCCGUCGUCCAUCUGCGCAUUCUCCUCACCCACCGCGACUCUCGCGGUUCGUUCUGGCUCCGCCUCUCUCCCGCCUCCCAGACCUCGCUCAAGUCCCUCCUCCUCGUCGUCCUCCAGCAGGAGCCCGACCGCUCCACUGCCAAGAAGGUCGCUGACACCAUCUCUGCCUUCGACCUCCUCCCGGACUCCACCUGGCCUGAUCUUCUCCCGUUCCUCUUUCACGCUGUUGCUGCCUCCAAUGUCCGUCCUUGCCUACAGGAGUAUGCCCUCCUCAUCAUUGCCCAGAUCGCUUAUGUCCUCGUUGGCGACGCCUCCUUCGUCGUCUCUCACCUCCCCACCCUUAGCACUCUCCUCCUCGCCGCCCUCUCCCACCCUUCCUCUUCAAAUGUCCGUGUCGCUGCACUGUCUGUGGCGAUCAACCUUGUCACUUCCUUGAAGUCCGCUUUUGUUGAAAACAUCCUAUUUGUUGAACUCGGAUAUACCAUGAUGCGAACCUUUGUUGAUUUUGUCGAUUCUGGUGACGAAGACUACCUUCAGGAGGUCCUUAAGCUCUUUAUCGAUAUUGCAGUUGCAUGGCCACAGUUCUUUAGUUUUCGGUCUUAUGAUGGUGUUGCUAGAGUUAUGAUGCACAUUGUUGAGGCAGCUCAACACGAGGAGGAUACACAAGACUUGUCUGGUGAAUUUAUCAACACCCUUGCUGAAGCUAGAGCUGGAGCUGGACCUGGAGCUGAUGCUGAAGCAUAGUUGGUUAAGAAGUGUUAGUAAUCCGACAAUGGUACGUGUCAUUUCAAACAACAAAAUGUGUGCUCUUUGUGCAGGGAUUUUUGGUUUUGUUGGUUUUCUCGAUGGUUUCUUAGUACUGGUGAUGGUGUUCAUCCACCUUGCUACUCUGUACCGUAGUUUACUUUUGAAUCGCCAUGGAGGUGCUUAAAAUGUCCCACCUAGCAUCACAUAUGAAAGUGACUUGAUUGAAGAUGGCAUUUGUGGUAAAUUUCUUAAGAGUCAAAAACCAAAUUAUGGAAAUUUUCUAUUGAGAUGUUAUGUUCUUAUAAGCAAUACCAACUCAUUUCUUCAGCUUGAAACUUGAACAGAUUCUCAUUUAUUGAAACAUCCGACAAUGCAAUUUUAGCAAACCUAUUUCUAUAAUAUCAAAUGGUGCUUGUACUAUGCUAACUUUAUCAUUUUUAGAGUGUUUGAUACCACUCAUUUUCUUCCAUAUCUCUAUUCAUAUAACUUGAAUGGUUCAUGUAGUUGUAGAAAUGUUUGGUCAUUGUUUGCUUGUUUUAUCUGUAGAAGUGUAUAGAAAAGAUCAAGAGCGAAACAAUGCAUCCAGAGGAGCCAACUUAGGAAACAAAUAAACUUGUUCUUAACAUCACAAAAGCUACAAUGAACAUGGAAAAUUUCUUUAUUUACAGAGUGAUGGGAAAUCUAAAAUUCUGCAACAAUAAAACAGACAAAAGGAAACAUAAACCAUUCGAUAUAAUCAUGAUUUUUUUUCCCCUUUUUUAUGUGACUUCUUAUGCUAAUAAAUUACCAUGAAGAGUAUAGGGGAAACUAGUUGAGUAGCUUGACAACAUAUUGAUCACAGCACAAUUAUAAACAACAAAAUUACAUUUAGAAAAAAAAACAAGUUUGUUUCUAGAUUCCCAUGAGACUACAUAUACCAUUGUAAAAAGACAUGGAAUACUACAGAUACCUUCUCUUCUUUCAGUCUCUUUCUUUUCUGCUUUCUAUUUCUGGAUGGCUUCCUGUCUGAAGCCGAGGAGUUCUCUAUAUACCUCUUGGGCGACCUUUGCUCUGACUGCUUUUUUGUGAAGGAAAUGAAAGGGAAGUGAAAUAGGUUAAUUGAAGUAAACCUUCUCCUUCUCAAGACUUGAUUCACUGCCCAAGAUUUGUCGACCACUCAGAAAUAUGAAGCCAUCGAGUUCCAAUGAGUUUGAACAUGUUGUCGAAGCUGUCUGAAGAAACGCCAGUUAAUGAGACAUCAAGUAUGUUUGGCAAAGAUCAAACGGUAUUUCUGAAAAAGAAAACAAGUUAGUGAAGUUCUUUGAUGAGUUCACAAAGAUUGGUGUCCCUGAAAUGAAGAUACUUCAAAUGUUUGCUACUUAGUACAAAACAGGGACAGAGUGAAGAUCUUCAUGGCAUGCCCAGUUGAUAGAAGGCUCACCUUGUUGGAAUUCAUGGAGUUGAUAUGAAAAGCAGUAUGCUGAAGGGUCGACAACUUUAGGCUAUUGAUGCUCAAUAUACCGGUAGUCAAUAUACUUUUCUCGUCAUGUGAUUAAGUAAUAUGAGCUGAUCAGUAUCAAAUGUCUCAGUUGAUAUCGUAUCCUAACUUUGCUUGCUGUUCUGUUCAGCAAUCUGAAUCAACUUGUUGGAUUUUCACUUCCUGUUCA